Molecule: messenger RNA, 10483 nt
Organism: Cygnus olor (mute swan)
Lineage: Eukaryota; Metazoa; Chordata; Aves; Anseriformes; Anatidae
Gene: AKAP13
Product: A-kinase anchoring protein 13
Exons: 30
Coding region: 732-5105 (1457 amino acids)
Biological process (GO): adrenergic receptor signaling pathway; positive regulation of canonical NF-kappaB signal transduction; regulation of Rho protein signal transduction
Cellular component (GO): membrane; actin cytoskeleton
Molecular function (GO): MAP kinase scaffold activity; guanyl-nucleotide exchange factor activity
Source: RefSeq, a predicted model, not a curated record
GGCUUUAUUUCAUUAUUUUCUUUCCUUUUGCCCUGUGCUGUCAUUAGAAAUUUAAACUAAACGCAAAACCGAGCCCUCCUGUCUGGUGAACGGUAGACUGGCUCAAAAAGAGGAAAAUACCUUUUUUAUUCUUUCUUUCACGUCCUUGUGCACUGAAAGAAAGAUCACGUUGGUGACAGUAUUUACUUUGGAUACGGUGAUCGCCUUUUUUUUCUUUUUUUUUUUUUUUCUCUGAAUCAGACACGUCGUGGCUGAGCCUACCUUCUGCUUUCCCCUCUCGGAGCGUCCCUGUUGCACUCGUCUGGCUUCCGUUCUUUUCUCUGUCAGGAUUUUCAUUCUGGUGCUUUUUGGAUAUCAAAGUUGCCUGGAAAACUUUUUAUUAUUAAUAUAACAGGAAGGCUGAUACCAUUCUUAGCAGCUACAAAAAAUAAUAGUAAUCAUAUACGUAGAAAGCUCUCUCGAAGUACCUUUUGUUUGCUAUAAGUUCUUGCGUCGCCUGCAUAAGCAAAUCUGUUCCAAGAAGACUUUAUCAGCCGGUCGCAGCUCUGGGAUUUUCGUUUUCCUGUUAAGAGGCUCGGACAGGCAGGCGUGCUUCGGAGGGCGAGGAGACGCGGAGACUCCUCCGAGCACGCGUGCGAGCGGUCGGGAGCGCGCAGCACCGCGGUCACUCUGGAGUUCAUGGUGGGCUCUGCUCCCCGCGCUUCGCCUCUGCUUGCGGCCGUGUGGACAAAAUGUACGAACGCCACAAGAGGCGGUACAGCCUGUGCGACAUUUCCAAGGUGGACAGGACUGUAGAUGUGGUGUUGUUAAAGAUAAACCGUGAAAGCUGGUGCUCGCUGGAGCCAUGUCCCGACUCUUCGCUGCUGGAGCGCAAGCGGACAAGGGAGUCUCCAGAAUGUGAGAACUUCUUGGAGGAUGGGCUGAGCAGCGUCUGUGCCUCAUCACAGGGUGUCCUUAAAAGAGAGUCCGGGAGCGAGUCUGACCUCUUCCCCUUGCCUGGUGAUGGGAUGGAAGACCUUGUCUUUGGAAAGCCUGAGGAGGAGCAGUCCGCUUGCGAUAUCACCAGCUCCAGUUCCUCCGCGGAUGACACCAUGUCCUUGGAAAGGAACUCGUCCCUGGGCAGUGACACGUCCCUUCCCUUCCCGCCUGCAGUGAGCUUCGUGCAGCCCAAGGACAGGCGCAGCCUGGAUGGGAGCUGCACGAGCAUGGUAACCCCAGAGGGAGGAGAGGGCGAGCCCGCUGGCUUGGGAGAGAAGGACGAGGAACUGGACAGCAUCACAGAUGUGCCCACUCCUUCCUCCGUCCUGAGAAACUCCAUGCGGCCGCUGUCACCUUUCCGUCGCCACAGCUGGGGGCCGGGGAAGAACGCCACCAAUGAGGCAGAAAUCAAUCAGAGGAGUUACAGCCUAGAAGGUCUUGCUGGAGAUGCUGGUGAGAUCAAGAAGCCCUCUGCAAACUUGGAGGCAGCUUCUCUGAGCUCCAAAGACCUCAGACGGAGUCCACUUGCCAGCAACCAGUGUGGGUCUCUGGUCUUGCUCACCGAAGAACUUGAGCAAGGGGAAAUUGGAGACUAUGAUCGCCAGAUUCAUCCAACCUCACAGCCGCAAGGAUUUAAUUUCUGUACUUCAUCUGUUUCAUCACCACUGACCAAAUCUGUGUCUCUAAUGUCAAUUAGUAAACCAGCGCUGGACAAAUGUCUGCUGUUAACCCACUUCUCAGCCCAGGGCCGGACUCGACCAUCGAGACGAAUCUCCUUCUCCUUCAGCAUCUCUCCACUCAUUCCUAAGUCUAAAACUCUCUUUUCUAUUGGCUCUUCUUCCAGUGAUGAGGAGGAGGAGUUGGAUAGUGCUCCGGCGUUCGGCGGCCCCGCAGGUUCCUUGGUGCAGAGCAUAUCUGAAGAGAGCAGCAGUGUCCCCUCUGGUAAAAGUGCAACAAAAGUCAGUCGUACCUUCAGCUACCUCAAGAAUAAAAUGUCCAGCAGCAAGAAAAGCAAAGAAAAAGAGAAAGAUAAAGAGAAGACUAAAGAGAAGGACAAAGAUUCCAAGGAGAAGGAAAAAGAUAAGAAGCUGUUAAAUGGACAUCUCUUCACUGCAACCUCUGUUGUAGCCCAAGCAACCUGUUACCACUGUAUGAAACCUUUCAAUAAGGAUUCGUACUACUGUGCAAACUGCAAUGCAAUUGUUCACAAAGGCUGUAAGGAAAGUUUUGCUUCUUGUGCAAAGGUGAAAAUGAAGCCACAAAAAGGAAUGUUGCAGGCACAUGAUACCUCUUCAUUACCCACAGUAACCAUGAGAAACAAAAGUUCACAACCUAAGGAGCGCCCUCGUUCAGCAAUACUUGCUCCUGACGAAAACACCGUCACCUCAAUAUUCAAUAACAGGAGAUCACAACAGACUACAGCGCUUUCAAAAAGUGUCUCAAUACAGAACAUUGCAGGAGUUGGGAAUGACGACAGCUUAAUACACACUUGGAAAUUUCUGUCCCAGUCAACAGACUCUUUACAUAAAAUCAGUCGGGUGAAUGAAUCCAUGGAGUCACUAGUUGAUGAAGGUGCAGACAUGAAUGAAGGACAGCUGAUGGGAGACCUGGAACUAGAUUCCAAGCUGCUGGAGGCAGAGUCCUGGAGCCAAGUAGUGGACAGCAAGUUCCUACAGCAGCAAAACAAAGAUGUUGUCAAACGGCAAGAUGUCAUUUAUGAGCUAAUGCAGACAGAAAUGCAUCAUGUUCGCACCCUGAAGAUUAUGAACGAUGUAUACAGUGCAGGGAUGUUAAAAGAACUGCAGUAUGAUCAGCAAAUUGUGGACAAGAUCUUUCCCUGUCUGGAAAACUUGCUGCAUAUCCACAGUCACUUCUUCCAGCGGAUUCUGGAAAGGAAGAAGGAGUCACUGGCAGACAAAAGUGAAAAGAACUUUGUUAUCAAGAGGAUAGGUGACAUCCUGGUGAAUCAAUUCUCUGGUGAGAACGCCGAGCGAAUGAAGAAAACAUACGGCAAAUUCUGCGGGCAUCACAAUGAGGCAGUAAAUAAUUUCAAAGAUCUGUACUCAAAGGACAAGAGGUUUCAGGCAUUUGUCAAGAAAAAAAUGAGCAGCUCCCUGGUGAGACGUCUUGGGAUUUCUGAAUGUAUCUUGCUGGUAACACAGAGAAUUACAAAGUACCCAGUCCUGUUACAAAGGAUACUGCAGUACACCAAAGAAAAUGAAGUGGAACAUGAAGACUUGACUCAGUCAUUAAACCUUGUUAAAGAUGUGAUUGCUGCAGUCAAUAGCAAAGUCAGCAACUAUGAAAAGAAAACACGUCUUGAUGAGAUUUACAACCGGACAGAUAGCAAGUCCAUCAUGAGGAUGAAGAGCGGUCAGAUGUUUGCAAGAGAGGACUUGCGACAUCGGAAGCUCAUCCGAGAUGGGCCUGUUUCACUGAAAAAUGCAGCUGGACGGUUAAAAGAAGUCCAGGCUGUUCUCCUCUCUGACAUGCUCAUAUUCCUGCAGGAGAAGGACCAGAAAUAUGUCUUUGCCUCACUGGACCAGAAAUCCACUGUGAUCUCUCUGAAGAAGCUGAUCGUACGAGAAGUGGCUCAUGAAGAGAAGGGUUUGUUCCUGAUCAGUAUGGGUGUAAAAGAUCCCGAAAUGGUAGAAGUGCAUGCCAGCUCCAAAGAAGAGCGUAACGGGUGGAUCGAGAUCAUUCAAGACACGAUAAACACCAUGGAUAAGGAUGAAGAUGAAGGAGUGCCUUGUGAGUCUGAGUUUGAAAAGAAAGUGUCAGACACGAGAGUCAGAGCACUGAAAGAACAACUUCAUCAGAAGGAUAAGCAGAUCCUCGUCUUGCUGGAGGAAAAGACCAAGAUCUUCAGGGACAUGGCAGACACCUCUGCUCAAGAGGACAUGCCAGGCUCCAGACUGCUCUUCAGAGCCAACACUGAAGAGGCACCAAAAGGCGAGGCCAUUAUGAAAACUGCAAUAAAUGAAGUUGAACUGCUGCAAGACCUGGUAAACAGGAGCUUGGGCUGUGCCCUCGGGCAACAGGCUAGCACCACCAUUGACCAAGAAGGAGGAGUUGGCCCCAUCUCUCUUCCUAGAAGGGCAGAAACUUUUGGAGGAUUUGACAGUCAUCAGAUGAACGCCUCCAAGUGUGGAGUGAAGGAUGAAGGUGACGAUGCUCAGGACCUUCGGAGAACGGAGUCGGACAGCAUUUUAAAGAAGGGUGGAAAUGCUAAUCUGAUGUUCAUGCUGAAAAGGAAUAACGAGCAGGUUCUCCAAAGCAUUACCAGCCUCCAUAAGCUGCUCAGUGCUUUGCAGGGUGUCGUCCUGCAGCAAGACACCUACAUCGAGGACCAGAAGCUGGCCCUGAGCGAGAGGGCCCUAACCCGAAGCUUCUUCCGCCCGACCUCGCUGCUGGAACAGGAGAAGCAGCGCAACCUGGAGAAGCAGCGCCAGGAGCUCGCCAACCUGAAGAAGCAGCAGGCGCAGCACCAGGAGGAGAGGCGGAGGAGAGAGAAGGAGUGGGAAGCACGGGAGAACCAGCUGACGGAGCAGGAGGCCCAGCUGGCCCAGCGGGAGGAGCAGGUCCAGAGAGGGCGGCAGGACCUCGAGCGGGAGCGGGAGGAGCUGCAGGUGAAGAAAGCCUCCUACCAGCUCGACCUGGAGAGGCUUCGUACGGCUCAGAAGCAGCUGGAGAGGGAGAAGGCUCAGUUCAAGAGAGACAUGGAGCGAUUACCUCAAAUGUGGUUGGAGACAGACCACAACCAGGUGUCAAAUACACAUGAGAAACUUGCAAGAGUCUCCUCCCAGUCCAGCAUUGAAGACUUCUCCAAGCAAAAGAGCCCUUCCCUUCCUAAACAAGGGCACUCUGAUGCAGAACUGUCUGUCUCCCCCAAAAGGAACAGUCUUUCAAGGACACACAAAGAGAAAAGCACUUUCCAUUUGCUUAGCACAACAAACCAGACUAACAAGGCAGCUGAGGAACAGCCCCAGAUGCCUACCCGGCUCUUCAGUUUAUCCAAACCAAAGGAGAAAAAGGAAAAGAAGAAAAAGGGCAGAGGACAUCGCUCCCAGCAAUCUGAUUCUCACUCAUCAGAAGCACCUCCGGAGGGCGAGGAGAUCUUCUGCUGAGCGUGGCUGGCACCACUGGUCACUCUCAGCUUUGGUACAGUGGACAUCUCCCUGCCUACUCCACAGCACGCUGCUCGUGCCUGCAUCUGACAAGCAUCUGGAGGUUUUGAAUAAAACAGGUUAUGAAAGUUUAUAUGUGGUAGGAAAGGGCCUCUCUCCUCGGUUUUGCAUGAACUCACGUUGCAGAGGCUGACCGCAUGGCAAGUGGUACCAUCUCCUUGUGCAAACCUCGCUUCCAAUGGAUUGGCCUGGAUGGUUUCUGUCUGUUCACACUGCUGAAGGAUGGGAGAACAUAGCCUUAAGGGGUCUGUGCCUUCAAAUUCCCCUUUUCUGGGGAAAGUAACCAAAACCAAGCAUUUAGCAAAAGAUUGGGACUUCACAAAUGGUGCGUACACACUGGCAUAUAUAGAGAUACUGUACAUACCCAUCUCUCUAUCUGUGUAUCCACUGGGAUGUGCUCACAGUCUGUUCAGCCAAGCUUAGCUCGGCCCGUGGGGAUGGAUGAUGACUUUCAGGGAGCGUGCAGAUAUUAAAUAUCUCGCCCUUACUGCUCCAACUGUAACACCAUGGGCUCGCACGCCCCUCUUGUGCUCAUGGAAUGGGCUGUUGGGUUUCAGAAAGGUACCGCACACCAGGGAGCAGUUACAGUGUGCAAAAUGAAAAUUCAAGGAACAAAUAAAAUUGGAGGUUUUUCCAAGAGCUUUCUGUGGGGCAGAGGAGUUAAAUGUCACACUGUUUCCAGAAUCAAGUAGAAAAUCUUUUGGUGUAUUUAAAACAAUGCAGAAAAGAGAAAUUUGGGAGGCUUGUAAGGCAACCCCGGGAAGCCAGAGCAGAUGGUGGUCAAAUGGGAACAACUGUAAGCAACUUUUUUUAAGCAGUCUCUUUGAGCUACGGCUCACUGCUUCCCAUCUCCUACGUAAAGAUUUAUUUGUUUUGCUGGGAUAUAUUUCUCCAGUUGUAUUUCACAUCCCUUCAUUACAAGCCUGAUGACUUACUGGAGAGAUGGCUGGAAGUCUGCUUUUAGGGACCUUUGUUCUGUUAUUUGUAUUUUUCUUCCCCUGCUCUUUACAUUACCACGAGGCUUAUGUUUCUCUGGAUUUUGUCAGCUUCUCCAGCUUGUUUCUAAGGCAGAACGACAACAGUUUCGGAGCACUUCAGUGAGAUGUCACAGGUCAGGGGGCUGAGUGCUGUGAGCAGAGUGAACUCUGAAGAGGCAGCUCUUAGUUCCUCUGCCUGUACGAUACCAUGCACUUACUAACUAUUUCUGGGGAGAAAAAUAUAUUCUGGUGAACAAAAAUAUUGUGUGAUGGGUCCAAAGGCCCAGUGUGCCUUUGCCAGGUCCGUUUCUGUUGCUGUGUGGUCUGUGGUGGACGAGUCCAUGUCUGUGUCACCAUCAGCAGAAGGGGAAGGUUCAGGGAUGGCUCUCGAUGUGCCGACAGAGAUGUUUAUACAGCUGGGGAGUACAGUGAUGUAUCCAGCAGGGGAAGAGAAAUGCAGCAAGCCAAUUUUUUUUCCCAAAAUAUUGUUCUUCCAGACCCUCUCAGGGGAAUUGGCCUGGUGGAUUUGUAAAUGGUUAUUAGACUCUAUCAGCUUCAAAAUAAUCCAAGGGUUUGCUCAGAGUUCGAAGCUGUCAAGUGCAUUUCCUUUCCUACUAGUUUUUCUUUAAAGAAAAAUAAUAAUUCUUUAGUUGCACUAUUGUUUGAUUUCAAUUUGCUCUUUAGCUUCUCACAAGCUAGUAACACGCAGCAAUUUUCAGAGUUCAGUGCUAAUGAGUAUCAGCAGUGUUGAUGGUGAGGUGGAUGCUUAGACUGGUCUGUCUUGGUCAGUGCAGGAAUCCUAAGCCACCUGCUUGCUUUUGAAGCUCUCUAAACUAUUAAGAUGAAAAAAAAAAGGAAAGAAAAAAAAAAGGAAGAAAGGAAAAAGGGUUGAGAUUUAUUGAUUUAUUUUUAUUUUGCUUUUUUAAUGUUAUUUGGUGCUUGUUCUUACUUGCAAGCAGGGCUUGCAAAAAUAUUUAUCUUUCUGUUUAUUUGAAAGAGUUCUUUUUUUAAAAGAAGUUUACUUGGUUUUAUUUUUUAUUUUUUUUAAUUUUGCUUUUGUUUGGGGAGGGUGGUUUGUUUGUUUUUUUUCUUCUUCCCUUUUUUGUUUUGUUUGGUUGGUGGGUUGUUUUUUUUGUUCUGUUUUAUUAUUAUUUUCUUACCAAGAGAUUGGUAAACCCAAUAUCUCCCUGGUUCCUAUAAAAACAGGGUUUGGGCAGUGCUGCUUAGCAGCCUAUGCCACGUCCAGAGUUACACAAUUUCAACUGAGAGCUUUCUUUAAGGCAGAACGUCUUUGGGCCAGAAAAGUCUGGAAAGAGAAGCGGUGACUUCAGACAGGACUCCUCCUAUCAGUUAGUUUCCUUGUCUAAAUAUUUUCCUUAGGUUUGCUUCUUGGAGGCAAAGGGAGAGCAAAGCACAGCCUCCUGCAGUGAUGCGAGGCUCCGGUCAAUGUCCGGGCAGAUCCCGGCAGCUCUUCUCGACCAGGAAGGAGACACGUGCUGGUGUUGCGGUGGUUUCUUCUCAACAAGAAGAGCACCCGUGUAACCAGAUGACUUCUGUCCCGCUAUUCGUAUGUCUGUGCAAAUGCAUGUGCCAAGCUGAAAUUUUUGGAAACCAAACCAGUGCAUGGCUCAUCCUCUGUUGUAUAAACAGAGAUCAGGUCCCUGGUAUUUCCGAACGUUCCCCAGAGUCUGUUACAGCCUUUGCCACUAUGAGCUUUUCUUUUCUUCCCACUGUCCUUUCCCCAGCACAUCCUGAAGUCGCAGUGCAGGGCAACAUCCCUUGGCUCUGAGAAGAGCAUGAACAGGGACACGCAGGGCCAAGUCUCUGCCUGCUCUGACCAUCUCUUCUGGCCUGUGCAAACCAAAACAAGCAUCCAGUGCCCUGAGUGAAAAUAAUAUUUGCUAUGUGAUCUCCUAAGGUCCCCAUGGUUCCUUGUCUUAGAAACCACAGGCUUGAAUCAGGACAUACUGAUGGGAAAUAUUGCAUAUCAAAGCUGUUUGUGUCUUAAAUUCUGGUGGGCAGGACUUUGUCCCUCGAGGAUGUACAUCGCUGUAUGAUUCACUGGUUUUGGAAUGAAGCCUUUACUCCCACACUGCUUCCUCCUUCUUUCACCUUUAGGAAGGUGAGGGCUUGUUUUUAUCUCCUUAGCCUUUUCUUUCUUCCCUCUCAGGUUUUCUUUGGAAAGGCUUGGCAUCGGUUUCCCAAGUCAGAUUCCCACUCUGAUCCCUGCAGGUUGCCUAAGGUUGUCUGCUAGACCGUGGUCCCAGUUUUGCAACACCAAAGCCUUUCCUUUUCCUGGCCUUACAACUGCAUUUGCUUCGGUUCCACACUUUGCAUCCAUCCUACAGUUGUUGAAAGCAUAUCAUUUCCUCAGCCCGGCCUCACGCCGUGUCUCGUUCCCAGAGCUGGUCCCUCGAUCCCACUCAGAGAACCCAAACCCUGUAAUUCCUUCAUGGGUUUCCCGGGACAAGAACAGGUUCCAGAACGUCUCAGAUGAAGUACCAAGUGGUCAGUAUGAGCUGGGAGUGCCAGCGGACCCCGGAGGUUAGGGAGCAGCCGUAGCAAAGGGUGUGAGCCUCGGUGGAGUUGCGUGGGGUUGGCCUUAGCUUCCUUUAAGCGACGUGAUCAUCUCAGCAUGUAACUCUUAUGUCAGUGUGAUGCCUUAAAGCACUUUAAAUGGAACUGGUCAAGUCACGUUUCAUUUUGGUUACGUGGAGACAAUCAGCUGUGUAAUUGCCCCCACUCCGCAUCCCCAGAGAAGUCCAAGCUGCAGGUAGGCAAGUUCCUGGGGCUGGCUUGGCGUUACCCCGGGAGGGGAGGGAGGGGCGAGCAUUUUGUAUUAGUUUUAGACCAAAGUGGGCAUGAAUACAACUCCAGUCCCACUGCAGGCAGGAUGAGCCCUUUCCCCAUGGGGAGAACCCAGCAGUCAUUUACUCACAAAGCCCUCCAGACCUUCCCACCUCCCACCAGGGCACUUAGGAGAGCAGGCAGGGGCAGGACCAGAGCAACUGGCUUCUGGUGGCCCAGUGUAGCCCCCUGGGAGAGCCCACGCCACCACCAGCACCUUCCUUCUCUUCACCCCUGGAGUUUGACCACUGCUGAGAAGCACAGCGAUGCCAUUAGCUGGAGCGGAUUCCUACUGCCUUUCAAAGGCGAGAGCACCUGUAGAGUCCAAUCAUCCUUGCGCCUUCCUUGCUGCAUUAGGGUAUCUCAAAGCUGUUGCUCAAACACCCAAAUCCAGUCCUUCCAAAUCUCACCGGGUCAGAAGAGGUUCGUCAGGUGCCAAAUGCCAAGGAAGUGAUUGAUGUAGGCUGUCUGUAGCACGGACCAAGGGAGGACUGGGCAGGGGGCACAGGAGAGAGUAUCUGCUUAAAUCCCACAAAACAUUCCUUGUUAACCAGAACUCUGGAAAUUAUUCUGCCUGCUGGCCAGGUUUGGGAAUUUAACAUAAUUUAAGGCACCCUUUAAAAUAAUAUUAAGAAAGAAAACUUCCCCUACUGCUCCUGACUCUUGCUUCGUUUGUCAGAAGGGGCAGCAAUCAGCCACGAUCCAUUCUUGAUCUGUUGACGCAGCUAAGUUUUAAAGGUAGGCAAGCUGAACUGGCCAAAUCUCAUACACCUCUUGCUCUCGAGUCAUGGGAAGCAUAACGCUGGCUCCCUUCCCACCUGCAUUUUGAGGGCUCGGUGCCCUUUUCUUUCCACGUGCAUUUCACUGACACUGAUGCUUUGCCCAAAUAUAUUCUGCUUCCAUCGCUUGGGGGGAGGGGGGGACAGGAUGACAUCCAGUGCUUUGCAUACAGCUAUGAGCUUUGUAUGUAUUUAAGCUGUCUAUAGGUAUCGAUCAUUUCCAUGCUCUAAAGUAUUUUACUAUUUUCUUUAUUGAUAGUAAACACUGACUCAGAAAACUCUUUAUGUCCAGUUCAGUUCGCCUAUGGUUAAAGUUUAGCCUGGUGUUUAUUUUGUACUAAUAUGGAAUGCACUUGAGUAAUUCCCAGUGAGGAGGUGUAUUAUAAUAACCUGAUAUACCUCUGCCUUUGGUUUGUUUCUUAAAAAAAGAAAAACAAAUAAAUAAUGCUUUGCAUUUUCAUGUUGAACCCAUAAAAAAAAGUUGGAAAAAAAAAAGAUUUUUUUAAAAAGAGGGUAAAACCUAAUUGCUGUAUGUUAAUUUGUAAUUAUGUAAAAAGUGAGCAGGUUAUUGACUGUAAAAUUCUUCAGUUUUUCUGUAACUUGCCAGAAACCAUUAGGGUUUGUAACAAGCUUUUAUUUAUCUUCCUUUUUAGUUAUCAGCAUCAACCUCUUGUAAAGUCAUUUUUCCUCUAAAUAAAUUUGAUUUUAAGUCUGA